AUGCACGUGCGCUCCGGGGUGGCCGCUGGUCGCCACGCGCUCUCGCCGUCGCUUUCAAGUGGUCCGUCGAUCGGUCUUUCGGCCAAUAAUCGGCCAGUCGAUGGGUUUCGUGAUGACGAAGCGAGUGCGACGGCUGCAGUCAACAAAGACCGAGAUUCGAAUGAGAGAGAGCGAGCGAGCGACAGUAGCGGGAACGAACGCGCGACGGUGUCGGGUAGUGCUUGCAAACGAGAGGGAGAGGCGGAGCGAGUGAGUGACUGGGCGGCAAGUACGUGA
Molecule: messenger RNA, 276 nt
Organism: Peronospora matthiolae
Lineage: Eukaryota; Oomycota; Peronosporomycetes; Peronosporales; Peronosporaceae
Source: the annotation of a GenBank genome assembly